AUGUUGCAGCAUGGGUUUUCAGCUUUGGGUCAAUGUACCGCCAGCCAAUUUGGCGCAACUAUCUCCCUCCUCGCAUUCUUUGCAGCGGUUGGAAGUCUUGACUUGUACUUGCUUUUUGGUGAGCAAAGUAUCAUCACUGACCGUUUCCGAAUUUCAAGCAGUACGAAUGUUGUUGGACUGCCUGAUAUCCCCAUGCCCAUGAGCUUUCGAUGGAAGUUCAUGGGUUUGAGCCUGGGCAAUAUCUUGACGUGUAUUCUCUUUGAAUACAUUGUUGUGCUAGGCCCUGUACGCUCCUACUUUCGCAACAAGUAUCACAUUGAUUUGAUUCCAAUGAAGAAAUAA
This is a messenger RNA of Peronospora belbahrii, 342 nucleotides long. The record is from the annotation of a GenBank genome assembly. Lineage: Eukaryota; Oomycota; Peronosporomycetes; Peronosporales; Peronosporaceae.